UGUGAUGGGGUAGCAGGGACUGUAAAGAGAUUAGCAAGACUUGCCAGCCUCAAGCGACCUUAUGAAAAUCAUAUUUUGACAUCAAAACAGUUGUUUGAGUGGUUUGAGGAAAAUAUUCCUUCAUGUGUCGUCCAUUAUACAUCAGUUUCCCAUCAUGAAGAUAAGGCCAAGAUGGAGGGCCCAGAGGAUGAGCUAGAUGAAUUAGCAGCUAAAAUAGUUUUUGAGCAACUGCCGGAACCUGUGGAAAAGAAGAAAAACACUUUUGAUGAGGCACGAAAGAGACUAAUUGAUGCAGCUAAUUGUGUUUUUGGGUCGUUGAAUUGGAAUCAUGCUGUUCUGACUCAAAAUGUUGAUUAUGUAGAUUCCAAUGAAGGAGUGUUUUCAGUUGGAAUAUCAUCAGUUGUCAAAGUAGAAUUAAAAGAUGGCACUUACCAUCAGGAAAUCGGCUAUGGAAUAUCUGAGGGUCUCACAAGUAAAAUACGAAGUAUGUCACAUGCAAGGGAGGAUUCUGUGUUAAGGGGCAUAAGAUCAGCUUUACUCAGUUUCGGCGGAAAGAUGUCAGAAAUUCUGAUGAAUUCUGAUUUUUAUCCUUCUGAAACAAGGAAUUGUGAUGGCAAUUCCCAGAAUGUAGGAAUAACUCCAGAAAAGAAACCACUGGCACAACUUUUUCCCAACAAUCAAGAAUGUACACCUUCCAUGUCAGUGAAAACAACAAAGAAGCCUAGUACCACCUGCACGUCACCAGUGUUACAUAGUGUGAACAAGAAUUGCAUGUCUGAUGAAGAAAGUCGACUUGAAAGGAAGCGGAGACAGCAACAGAAACAAGAACAGUUCCGUCAACAGUUCAAACAACAGAAAUUAAUACAAAACUCAUCAGCUAAAAAUACUCCACAGAAGACAUCAAACAGCAUAGCAGACAAAGGGAAUACAUGUGAGUGGCCAAUUGCCAUUGAAACUCCACUUGCAGAGGAAGAAUUCUUAUCAACUCAAGAAGUAGAGCAAAUGGUUCAGACAAAAACUGUACCUCUACUGGCUGUGUCAGCUGACAUGAGGUCACCAAAAAGAUUUUCUCCUCUGAGACCAGACAGCUUCAUUCCAAAGAAGCCACAGCAAAACACCAAUUGAUCUAUUUAAACAUCGUAAAAUGUGUAAAAAUAUCAAAUGUUUUAAUGUUUUUUAACUUUUCUAAGCUUAUAAUUGUAUGCAUCUCAAGUAACACCAAAAGGAACUAUUACCUCUAAAAGAGAUUGGUAGAAGCUUUGUAAUUAAAAACAAGACUAAUCGUUAGAAACCACUUUCGAAAGUUUUGCGUAUGUAUAUGAAAUGGAAUUGGAGUACCGAUUUUAAAAACAAUUAUGACAGUGAUAUGUAAGGUUUGAUAGCUGUUUUAAUAAACAGUACUUAAUUCCAAAUGUUUUAAUCUUGCACUUGAAAGAGGCAUGGAGUGCAUAAACUUCAUGGACUUUCAUCAGUUUUUGCUAUUACUCAUUCGUAGUGGGUCAUGUAUUUCUACACACUGUGAUGCUUCUUUUCAGCGUGCUAUUGCUAUGAUUACUGAAAGGAGUAUAAAUGCUAUCCCUUUUUCAGUCAUUUAAACUGUGCUUAGACAUUCAGCUAUAAUGUAUCCUUCAGAAAAAUAAUGGAAAAAAGACAGUUGUAGGGAAAAUGUUUUAACUACAAUGAUCACACUUUUCAGAAGCAUGCAUAAAGCAUUGGACAAGAACCAACAAGAAGCGUUAGGUGCAAAAAUUCAAGAAAUGUUUCACCCCAAAAACAAACGCACACACACACACACACACACACACACACACACACACACACACACA
Molecule: messenger RNA, 1826 nt
Organism: Schistocerca piceifrons (Central American locust)
Lineage: Eukaryota; Metazoa; Arthropoda; Insecta; Orthoptera; Acrididae
Product: DNA repair protein RAD52 homolog
Exons: 6
Coding region: 172-1125 (317 amino acids)
Biological process (GO): double-strand break repair via single-strand annealing; mitotic recombination; double-strand break repair via homologous recombination
Cellular component (GO): nucleus
Source: RefSeq, a predicted model, not a curated record